AGAGCACGCCAUGGGACCGGGCCUAAAGGAAAAGGACCGUAAACAUCUUGCCCCUCCUGCGGAGUGUCCACAGCAGCCAUUGUUUGAUGUCCUGUGACUAAGAAACCACGUUUUAAAACGUUAUUAUUAUGCCUUUGGAGAUGGAACCCAAAAUGAGCAAACUUGCCUUUGGGUGUCAGAGAAGUUCCACAUCAGAUGAUGACUCUGGCUGUGCCCUGGAGGAGUACGCCUGGGUCCCCCCGGGCCUGAGGCCAGAGCAGAUCCAGCUCUAUUUUGCUUGCUUACCAGAGGAAAAAGUUCCCUAUGUUAACAGCCCUGGAGAGAAACAUCGCAUUAAACAGCUUUUGUACCAGUUGCCACCGCAUGAUAAUGAGGUGAGGUAUUGCCAGUCUUUGAGUGAAGAGGAGAAAAAAGAAUUGCAAGUGUUCAGUGCUCAGCGGAAGAAAGAAGCACUUGGAAGAGGAACGAUUAAACUUCUGUCCAGAGCAGUCAUGCACGCUGUGUGUGAGCAGUGUGGCUUGAAGAUCAAUGGAGGUGAAGUUGCAGUGUUUGCCUCCCGAGCGGGCCCCGGCGUGUGCUGGCACCCAUCCUGUUUUGUCUGCUUCACGUGCAAUGAGCUGCUGGUUGACCUCAUCUAUUUUUAUCAGGAUGGAAAAAUUCACUGUGGCAGGCACCACGCGGAACUGCUCAAACCGCGGUGCUCGGCAUGUGAUGAGAUAAUUUUUGCGGAUGAGUGCACAGAAGCUGAGGGUCGCCAUUGGCACAUGAAACACUUCUGCUGCCUUGAGUGUGAAACAGUUUUGGGAGGACAGAGGUAUAUCAUGAAGGAUGGCCGUCCAUUCUGCUGUGGCUGUUUUGAGUCUCUCUACGCGGAGUACUGUGAAACCUGUGGAGAGCACAUAGGUGUCGACCAUGCGCAGAUGACCUAUGAUGGGCAGCACUGGCACGCCACAGAAGCGUGCUUUUCUUGUGCCCAGUGUAAAGCCUCUUUGUUGGGCUGCCCCUUUCUUCCCAAACAGGGUCAAAUUUAUUGCUCAAAAACAUGCAGCCUAGGUGAAGACAUCCAUGCCUCUGAUUCUUCUGACUCUGCAUUUCAGUCAGCUCGGUCGAGAGACUCCAGAAGAAGUGUCCGAAUGGGCAAAAGCAGUCGGUCAGCGGAUCAGUGUAGACAGUCUCUCCUUUUGUCCCCUGCUCUGAACUACAAGUUUCCUGGCCUCUCAGGCAAUGCAGAUGACACCCUUUCUCGGAAAUUGGAUGAUCUGAAUCUCUCCAGGCAAGGAGCAAGUUUUGUCAAUGAAGAAUUUUGGAAAGGCAGAGUAGAGCAUGAAGCCCCAGAAGAGCCUGAAGAAUGGGCUGAGCAUGAAGAUUACAUGACACAGCUCCUCCUCAAGUUUGGUGAUAAAAGUCUCUUUCAGCAACAGCCCAGUGAGAUGGAUAUUCGAGCCAACGAGCACUGGAUAUCUGAUAACAUGAUUAAAAAUAAGACUGAGUUGAAGCAAAAUAACCAGAGCCUUGCAAGUAAAAAAUACCAGUCUGAUAUGUAUUGGGCACAGUCACAAGAUGGACUGGGCGAUUCUGCUUAUGGCAGCCACCCAGGCCCUGCAAGCAGCAGAAGGCUCCAGGAACUGGAUCUGGACCACGGGGCUUCGGGAUAUAAUCACGAUCAGACACAGUGGUAUGAAGAUUCCCUGGAGUGUUUGUCAGACUUGAAGCCAGAGCAAAGUGUUAGGGAUUCGAUGGAUUCCUUGGCUUUGUCUAAUAUCACAGGGGCUUCAGUGGAUGGAGAAAGCAAGCCGAGGCCAUCUUUAUAUUCCCUGCAAAAUUUUGAGGAGAUGGAGACAGAAGAUUGUGAGAAAAUGAGCAAUAUGGGAACUUUAAACUCUUCCAUGCUGCACAGGAGUGCAGAGUCCUUAAAGAGUCUAAGUUCAGAGUUGUGUCCAGAAAAAAUCAUGCCUGAAGAGAAACCAGUACAUCUGCCAGUGCUCAGAAGAUCCAAGUCUCAGUCCAGACCACAGCAGGUCAAGUUUUCAGAUGAUGUCAUUGAUAAUGGGAACUAUGACAUUGAAAUCCGGCAGCCUCCAAUGAGCGAAAGGACUCGGAGACGGGUCUACCAUUUUGAAGAGAGGGGAUCCAGGCCUCAUCAUCAUCGCCGCAGAAGAAGUAGAAAGUCCCGCUCUGACAAUGCCCUGAAUCUUGUUACAGAAAGAAAAUACUCUCCCAAGGACAGACUGCGGCUCUACACCCCCGAUAACUAUGAGAAAUUCAUACAGAAUAAAAGUGCACGGGAGAUCCAAGCAUACAUCCAGAAUGCUGAUCUCUAUGGACAGUACGCCCACGCCACUUCCGAUUAUGCGCUGCAGAACCCGGGAAUGAGUAGAUUUCUGGGACUCUAUGGUGAGGACGAUGAUUCCUGGUGUUCCUCCUCUUCCUCCUCUUCUGACUCAGAAGAAGAAGGAUAUUUUCUGGGACAACCAAUCCCUCAACCCCGGCCACAGAGAUUCACCUACUAUACAGAUGACCUUUCUAGUCCAACUUCUGCACUUCCCACCCCUCAGUUUGGUCAGAGGACAACUAAACCCAAGAAGAAAAAGGGACACAAGGGCAAAAAUUGUAUUAUUUCUUAACUGAGUAGUGAUGGAGAUCAUUUGUUUAAAACUUAGCCAUUAACCAUCUGAGUCCUAUCUUUUUUCUUCUAUAGGAAGGUUAUGAAUAGUUAAGUGCUUUCUUUGCCCUUGUAAAUGAGAACCUAACUGCUGUUUACGUGUCAGAUUAACAUUUGAAAGGUGUGAUUUCUCCAGUUUACCCUCUUGGAUGGUGCCAGGUUGAUGGGACAUCUUGUGCCUAUCAGGUGCAUUACAGUUUUAUACUGCUGCUUCAGUCUCCAACCCUCAAGGGAAUACUCGAAGAUACUGUCUCAAGGUGAUUGGACGGGGGUAUUGAUUUUACAAGAUGGAGAACUCUAGCCGCCUUUGUAAAGCAAUAGUGUUUGUCAUUUAUGUAAGUCAGGACGGCUCAGGCCCUGAUCAGUCUGUCUUGGUAUGAGGCAUGCACGUCGUCACAAUGACCUAGCUGACACUGUGCAUCUUAGUGUGCAAGGCCAACUUGUCCCCUUCAGCCCUCUUUAGCCAGGUAAACAUUGUAUUGUAUUAGCGCCAGCUACAGAUUGAAAAAAAAUUGCUAUUUAUAAUGUAGUAUUUCACAGACGUAAGUGUAUUCCUAAUUUAACGGUGCAAAUAUUAAUGUAUAUACUGUACAGUUCAGAUUUUAAAGCUGAUAUUUUUAUACCCCUGAAUUGUAAAACGUUUGUUACGCUGCAGUGCUAGAUUUGCUAGGGAACCAGAAACAGCAUUUAUGGAUGAAAUGAUCGCUUGUAUUUUAGCCAGGGUUUGUAAGUUUAGAUGGUCAAAUUUAUAUUGCCUAGUGAUGGAAAGUUCAACAUUUUUGAUUUUUCAAUAUUAAAAAAAGCUCUGUAUGCAUGGUGGGGCUAUGUAAAUACUCUUUAAAACUAUGGCCCUAUUAAUCUUACGAGUGUUAUUUAUGGGUCAAGCAAUGUAAACUGUAUAAAUGUAAAAACAAACAAACAAAACACACAUAAUCCCUGGAAUACAUGGUAAAAACAAGUA
Messenger RNA from Carlito syrichta (Philippine tarsier), 3623 nucleotides. It is a transcript of the gene PRICKLE1, whose product is annotated as prickle planar cell polarity protein 1. Lineage: Eukaryota; Metazoa; Chordata; Mammalia; Primates; Tarsiidae. The record is from RefSeq and is a predicted model, not a curated record. The transcript is spliced from 8 exons. Gene Ontology annotation, molecular function: zinc ion binding. Bases 129 to 2624 code for a protein of 831 amino acids.